CCAGGGAAGCAAUCCGCUCGCUCGCUCGCUCGCUCACAUCGCGCUCUGCUGCCGCCGCCGCCGCCGCCGAUUCCUCGCAGCUCGCGCCGCCCAUGGAGGUGAAGGUGGAGGAGGAGGAGGCGGACGCGGUGCAGCUGGAGGUGGCCGCCAUUCUGUGCAACAUGAGCAGACUGAUGCGGGCGCGGGAGCGGCGGAAGCGGCGGCGCGACCGCGCGCGCGACGCGGUCGCGGCCGCGUUCCCGGUGAUCCCCUCGUGGGGCCGCCGCCGCCCGCGGUCUAUGCCGGAGGUCCCGCCUCCUGACCCCCCGGCACCAGCUCCCGCGCCCGUGCCCGCGGCCGCCGAGAGGGACGACGCCGCUAGUCCCGACACCCCGCUCGCGUACCCGGAGAGCGGCGGGGACGACGCGUCGCCGAAGGCGAAGGGCGAGGUCGCCGCCGUCCACCCACGGGACCAGUGGGCGGAGGAGCAGCACGGCGAAGCGGCGGCGGCGGCGGCGGAGGCGAGCUUGUCCCCGCCCCAAGAGAACGCGCGUCCACUCCAGGUCGCGAGGAGGGAGCAGGACCCGGUGCCGGUGCCGGCGCCGGCGCCGGCGCCACUGGUGGUGCUGGACCUGAACGAGCCGGCGGGCGAGGAAGAGCAGCAGCAGCAGCUCCAGCAGCAGGCGCAGGCGCGGGCGGCGGCGGCGGUGGAGUGGUACCGGCAGGUGCAGAUGCGUGCCGCGCUGCAGAAGGCGGCCGUGUCGGCGGGUGCCCGGCGGCGCCGCCUCGAGAUCCUGCGGGCCAAGGCGGCGGCGUGCCCGCUCGUGUCGUCGAGCAGGAUGCGGCGCGCCGGGUGAGUGUGACGGCGACGACGCGUGUGCAAGUUUUGAAGGGAGCGUGGCUGCCAGGCUAGUAGAGCUAGUCGAACCGGACUAGCUGUAGUAGUGAGUGUAGUGGCAGCGUGUUACUGUAGCAGCUUAGUGCUACCUAUUUGUUACAGUGCUAGUGAUUGUUCUUUUUGCCAUGGAUGACAAUUGAGAUUGGGGUGGGUAGUAGGAGGAGGAAGAGGAACUGGAGAUGUUCAUAUUCAUCUUGUCGAUCUAGGGCUUGAUUUGAGAGUGAGGCAAUGAGCGAGUUGUCGUCUGAAUCGUCUUGGAACGCUGUCAGAUUUUGAUAAGUAGCAUAUCAGAAGUGAUCAAAUAGUAUUGGUUUAACUGUAUGUAUCAUUGUAUUGGCGUUGCAGCAAGUUGGCGUAGUACAUUGCAAUUCCAAGUGGUGGUGACAUGACA
Sorghum bicolor (sorghum) is the source of this 1268-nucleotide messenger RNA. RefSeq names its product atherin. Bases 93 to 836 code for a protein of 247 amino acids. Lineage: Eukaryota; Viridiplantae; Streptophyta; Magnoliopsida; Poales; Poaceae. The transcript has 3 exons. The record is from RefSeq and is a predicted model, not a curated record.